AUGGCAGGAGCUGGAGAGAAGAAAGGCAAGAAGGAUGACAAUGGGAUUGGCACUGCUAUAGAUUUUGUCCUCUCCAAUGCCAGACUGGUACUUGGCGUGGGAGGAGCUGCCAUGCUAGGAAUAGGUGCUUUGGCAGUGAAACGGAUGUAUGAUAGGGCUAUCAGUGCCCCUGCCAGCCCCUCCCGAACCAACCAGUCAAGCAAACGGAGUUGGGAAGAGCCUAGUUGGUUAGGCUCAUCUACGCGACUUCUGAAAAAUGACAUGAAGACAUCUGUAAGCCGCAGUCUGCAGACUCUCCCCACAGAUUCCUCUGCAUUUGAAUCAGACCCUGUUAGACCUAAACCACCAACUAGAAAAUCUCAAACAGACUUGAAGAAGACUCGUCUGCGGAUGUCCCUUCAAGAGAAACUUUUUGCUUAUUAUAGAAAAAAUGUGACCAUCCCACCCAUGGAGCAAAGUACUGCUAAGCAAGCUGCUGUAGACAUCUGUUCCGAACUUCGCAAUUUUAUCCGCAACAAGUUCCCAGAUAUGCAGUUGCGAGAGAUGCACCUCAGCGGGAGUCUGUACGAUGACCUGCAGGUGGUGAGAGCAGAUCAUAUUCAGCUUAUGGUGCCCCUGUUAUUGGAUAAUAAUUUGUGGUCAUGUGUCCCUGGGGAAGAGACCAUACUAAACUUACCUGGAUUCUGCCUCAUCCGUCGGGAGAAUGUGGAGUACUUCCCAAGGGGUACUAGCUACUGGGACCGCUGUGUUGUAGGUGGUUACCUUUGUCCAAAGUCUGUUAUAGCUACAUUUGAGAAGGUAGUGGCAGGAUCUAUAAACUGGCCAGCCAUUGGUAGUAUACUGGGGUAUGUAAUCCGACCAGUGGUCCCAUCAGAGAGCCUAAUCCUGGAGGUUCAGUAUGAGGAAGAUCGUAGGCUUUUUUUAGACUUCCUACCUUUGGUAGCACUUGAGCAGCAUGCAGCAGUAGCCAAGCCACAUAGACUCCAACGUUAUGAAAAUAUGUGGAGGCUCAGCAAACGUGGGGCUGAAACCGCUGCAUUGAUGGGGCGGGAUCAGCAGGAUUCAGGGUGCCGCUGCCUAUGUCUGAAGAUCCUAAAAGCCAUCUGUCGCUACAAUCUGCAACUUUCACAUCUCACUGCUUCUCACCUUACAAACAUUCUUCUCCACACCUGUGAGAAGGAAUCAGACUGGUCACAUGGGGUACUGGCUGACCGGUUUCUCCAGGUGCUACGAGAAACUGUGGGCCACCUAGAGAAAGGAGAGUUGCCCUCUGCCAUGGAACCAAAGGUGGACCUUUUUUCAGAACUCACUGCAGAGGAGAUUGAUGAGAUGGGCUAUUUUCUCUACUGCUCCUUGUCGGAACCUGAGGUGCUUCUUAGGACAGAAGACUAAAUGAGGACUUCUUCUGUUUGUAACUGCACAAUGACCAUAACUUCUAUGGUGUGCAAAUCUAUGAACAUUUUAAAAAGCAAGAUGAGGCUCAUACUUUUUUUUUCUUCCAAUAUAAGGCAAAUUGAACAGUGAAAUUUAAAAUGCAUGUGUUUUGACUAUCCUGCUGCUCCUUUAGAGAACCGGGAUGGUCAGAAUGCCUGUUGUGCCAUAGGACUGUUAUUUUUGUUAGUUACACAUGUUCUGUGGUGUGUCUGCUGUUUUCAUGACUAUUCCCUGAAUCUCUCUGCUAGAUAAGCUUGGGUAGGGCUGGAAUAUGCUGGGAUUUCCAGUCUCACAAGAGUUGAAAUAACAUGGUAUCUGUUGCCUACUUUAAGUGUAGUCUAGACUUUACUAUACACAAUAAUGUUCCAUUUAUUCAGACUCCUGCCGUGUGCUGCCUUGCUGUUGUGUUUCUUUGGUGCCCUCAUUCUUUCUUCAGCUUUUACUCAACCUCCUUCUGUUUCCCUUUGCUAACAAAUUACAACCUAAAUACAAUUUCACUGCAGAUAUAUUAGUAUUAUGUUACAGGGAUGUUAUGCAGCAGUAUUGCUAUUUUGAGCAGUAUUCAUAUUCUCAUCGCAGUUUUAGCAAAAAACCUUACUGUAUUUAGGAUGCUUUGCUUUAUUAUUUAUUAAUUAAUUGGCAGCAUGUUUCAGGGCAGCAUAAUACAGUGGUCACUCAUUUUAAAGAACAAUGGAAGGUCAGAAGGCUCAUAACAAUACAAGGUGCCGAUCCAACAGGAGGCUGCCCAAAACGUCUCCAAUGUGUGUAUACUCAAAAAAUUACAACGUUGGAUCGCACACUUUGAUUAGAAAAAAGGUUUAUUUACAGAAAGAAAGGUUACAAAAACAGUCAUUUGCCCUACUCGUUUCCACUGUGAAACGGUCUUCAUUGUGCCCCGAUGACUGUUUCACAAUCGUAAUGCGCAGGGCAAAUCUUUUUGUAACCUUACUUUUCUGUAAAUAAAGCUUUUUUUACUCAGUUAAAGGCGACUUAAACCCCUAUGCAAUUUUAACCAAAGGUCCCCUCCUAAGUCACAUCAAAGCGAAUCAGACUUGAUCUACCAAUCCUGAGCAGGGUUGGUCUCUCUGCCUUAUGUCAAAUUCUAUGGCUUGCCCUGUAGUAAACAAAAAACACAUUCAUUAUAAGUACAACUAUAAUUACUUCAUGCUUUAAAAUGGGUGAUAACUGUUAAAACUAGCAAACCAAAGCUAGAAAACCAACAUAAAUGUAUUUCUAGACUUUAGUGGGCAGUACAUAUAGUGUAUCCUGUGCAUACUGUUCUUCCAAAGACUUUUUCAUCUGCAUCAGCCAGUAUGCAAGGUUUAAUCCCACAAAAGCAACCAUUUCUGUUCAUCACAACUACCUCUGCUUGGGAAGGGAUAACCCUCUUGCUUUACACCUAAGGAAAUGUAAAAUAGUAAAGGUCAGGGCACACAGGCAGAUUCAGGGAGAUUAGUCACCCGUCGACAAACCUCCUCUUCGGCGUGACUAAUCUCCCCGAACUGCCUUCCCGCCAGCUAGAAAAUCACUGGCAGGGUGGUACUCGGAGUGCUUCUUUUUCCGAAGUUGCACUUCUGUGUUCUUUUGCACUUCGGGCGACUUUGGAAAACAAAUCGUGUUGAGUGCCAUCCCGCCGGCGAUUUACAUUUUAUCCGGCGGGAGGCAGUUCGGGGAGAUUAGUUGCCACAAAGAGGAGGAGAUUUGUCAGCGGGCGACUAAUCUCCCUGAAUCUGCCUGUGUGCCCUGACCCUCAAACCCAUUGAUCCUUACCAACUUUGUCUUCAGUGCAGGAUAAAUACUGUAGUAAUAGUAGCUAUUUACUAUUAAUCAGGCUAAUGCCAUAACAUGGGGCUGAUUCUUAGCCUGCAGAUAAACACAGGCUGAGAAUCACCACCUCCGCUCCCAUCAGCCCUCUCAUGUGUUUGCACCUGGAGGCACAAGGAUCAAAUUUCUGCACCUAAAUGCGUACUCAUUUAUUUAUAAAUCCUCUUUCAUUUUAUACACAUGCAAGGGAUGCUGUUUUUUCACAAAACAACAUAUUUUAAACGUUUUCUGAAUUGUUUGUAUCAUUUUUGACAGGACAAAAGCAGUCGCAUGAAUGGGAGGUAAAACAUUGUUUUCAAUACAAUCUGAACACCUUUUUAAUGACUCCUUUAACAAAAGAAACUAUUCUUCAGCACAUAUAACAUUUUUAUUUUGAAGCAAACACAGGUACGAGAUCUCUUAUUCUGAAAGCCAAUCUAGAAAGCGCCAAAAUAUGGUGUUGCCAUUUCCCAUAGUCCAAUGUAAACAAUUCUUCAUUUAUGGCUCAUUGACUAUUUCUCUGUAAUAAUAAGGCAGUGCCUUGUACUUUAUGGCAACAAAACUUCAUUAAUAUACAUUGGGGACAGAACAAUCAUACUGUUGGUUUUUAAUGUUUAAAUGUUUUCUAGAAGCCUAAAGGCAUGGUGCCCCAUAUUACGGAAAGACCCCCUUUCUGGAAAACCCUAAGCCCCAAGCUUUUCUGCUAACUGAGCCCAUAAGUGUUGUAAACAUGAAAUACAACAUGUUGCAUAAUGAAAGUAAAUCAGAUUCUAAGCAAAUGUCCAGGAUACCUUUAAUUGCAAAUUUUCAUUGAUAUAUUAACGUUAUUUAUGCAUUUUAUUAUUGAAAACUCUGCUCCUGUUGUUUGCAAUUCUCUGCACUACUGCUUCUGACUACAUGUACCAUUAAAACAGUGUCGCUGUAGACUGCAUCCAUCCAAGGCAGUGAUCCCCAACCAGUAGCUCGUGAGCAACAUGUUGCUCUCCAACGCUUUGGAUGUUGCUCCCAGUGGCCUCAAGGCAGGUGCUUAUUUUUGAAUUCCUGGUUUUUGGGCAAGUUUUGGUUGCAUAGAAAACAGAUUUAUGGCCAAACAUAGCCUACUGUAGGCUGCCAGUCCACAUAGGGGUUACCAAGUAGCCAAUCACAGCCCUUUGUGUCAUCUACAGGAACUUUUUCAUGCUUGUGUUGCUCCCCAACUCUUUUUGCAUUUGAAUGUGGCUCACGGGUAAAAAAGGUUGGGGAUCCCUGAUCCAAGGUUCCACUUCCCACAAUGUCUUGCAUGUUUGAUUAACUAUGGUGCAGGAUCACAGAUGUGUGCAGUGCAUUAUGGGAAAAAGAACUGCUGUAAUGGCAUUGCUUCUGUCGCAUAUAUUAUUAUAUAGUCAGGACAAGCAGCACAGAGGAAAAAGAAAAGACAGAUACUGCUUUCCAUUACAUUUACAGGUUGUUGAAUACUUGUAAUGUAUAAAUAUUGGAAAGCUGCUUAGAAUUAACUUUGCUUUCAGCAUACAAUAUUUUAUAUUAUGGUUUUCAAGCUGUGUUAAGCUUAUCUCACCUAAUUGUGUCUGGAGCCAGUGCAAUCUUUGGUUAGCACCAAUCUUUAACAUAUCUAUAACAAACUCAUGGACCUUGGCAACAUUUCUAGGGAACAAAUAUGCAAUCCAUACACUAUCACUUCAUUGGGAGUGGAUCUGGCUGUAAAAAGGUUUAUAAAAUAGGAUUUUUAAGGGCAAUGGUUUUAGAGUGUUGAUGUUAUUGUAUACGGUACACAUAAUAAUAUUCCUUUUAAAGCGGUAGUUCACCUUUAAGUUAACUUUUAGUGUGUUAGAGUAGUCCGUUCUAAGGCACUUUUCAAUUGGUCUUUAUUUUUAAUAAUUUCCUUUCUUUUGAAUCUUUACAUUUUUCAAUGGGGGUCACUGACCCCAUCUUAAAACAAAUGCUCUGUAGCACUACAAAUGUAUUAUUAUUACUUUUUAUUACUCCUCUUUUUAUUUAGACCCUCUCCUGUUCAUGUUCCAGUGUUUUAUGCAAAUUGGUGCAUGGUUAGUAAUUUGGAACCUAACAACCAGAUUACUGAAAUUGCAAACUGGAGAGCCGCCGAAUAAAAAGCUAAAUAACUCAAAAACCACAACUAAUAAAAGGUUAAAUCCAAUUGCAAAUAGUCUCAGAAUAUCACAUUCUAAAUCAUACUAAAAGUUAAUUUAAAGGUGAACAACCCCUUUAACUAAUGUGCUGCUAUUUCUAGUACAGAGAUGGAGUGCUGCUUCCAGUGUUACCUGUUUAUCAGGUGCCUCUAGGUGUAUGGCCCCAAAAACUGUAUCCACAAACAAAACACCAAUGGCACAUCCAAUGCGAUUAAACCAGUUGUGGGUUAUUUAUUAGCUCAUAAUCGAGGCUGCUAUUUCUAGCCACAUAUCUACAUAUUUAUUGAGGACAUCACAGCAGGAAUAAUUCAUUUUACAAAUCCAGACCUGGCAGUUGGUCCACCCCACACAAUGGGUCGCUCCACCCAGGGUUUGGCUUCUAAGGACAUGGUUCCCUUAUAGCUGUAUGCAGUGCUGUGUAUGUGUGUAGGGAUUCCCUUGUUUCAAGCUGCAGAUUCCAGGGACUCUGUGUAUAUCAAACCUUUGUUUGCCUCCAGUGUCUUAAAUUAUAUGGGAAGCCAAAGAUGGCUGUGUGGAUUGGUAGUUAUUUGCUUUUUUUAAAAUCUUUUAUUGUGUUUUGCUGACCAGUAUAACAACCACACAUCUGUAGCAGUGUUUUUCUGAAAUUAAAUGGGUGUAAUAACCUUUACAGCUCAGUGCAACAAAAAAUCCUCCGCAUAUUUAUAUGUAUUUGUGUAACGGGGGCUACCAUGCUGCUCUGUUUAGGUAUGGUCUGCUAAGGUAAGCAGUAUAGAAGCUGCCACUUACAUGUACAAAUAGGAAGAGGAUGAGGAACGUUCCAUUCCUUCAGACUUUAAAGGGGUGGUUCACCUUUCAGUUAGCUUUUUUUUUCAAUUGGCCUCCAUUAUUUUUUUUAAAAUUGUAUUUUCCUUCUUCUGACUCGUUCCAGCUUUCAAAUGGGGGUCACUGAGCCCAUCUAAAAACAAAUGCUCUGUAAAUCAACAUUGUUCGUGCUGCUUUUUAUUACUUGUCUCUUUAUUCAGGCCCUCUCCUAUUCAUAUUCCAGUCUCUUAUUCAAAUCAAUGCAUGGUUGCUAAGGUUUUUGGGACCCAAGCAACUGUAUUGCUGAAAUUGGAGAGCUGCUGAAUAAAAAGUUAAAUAACUUAAACACCACAAAUAAUAAAAAAUGAAAACCAAUUGCUGAUUAUCUCAGAAUAUCACUCUCUACAUUAUACUAAAAGUUAACAUGAAGUUGAACAACCCCUUUAAUGUAAAGGUAAAUGAAGACGACAUGUUUAUGUCUCUGACCUAUACUUGUAUCCAGCGAUGUGCUCCUCAAACUGUUACAAUUAUUAUGUGUUGCUGCCUUUGUGUUUUACUAGAUCUCUCCCCAAAAUACACUGAUAUGUAAUGGACUGUGGAAGGUGUAAUAUGCAUGUAUUCUUUUUAUUCCGGGAAGAGUGAGAGUAUGUCAUAAUAAAUGAAAACUUAUGAAUAAAACGUAACAAGCCUAA
Messenger RNA from Xenopus laevis (African clawed frog), 6856 nucleotides. RefSeq names its product mitochondrial elongation factor 1 L homeolog (gene mief1.L). The transcript has 4 exons. The record is from RefSeq and is a predicted model, not a curated record. Bases 1 to 1392 code for a protein of 463 amino acids. NCBI's taxonomy places the organism in Eukaryota, Metazoa, Chordata, Amphibia, Anura, Pipidae.